AUGGGUAUCAAGCAAGACAUGAUCGACUCCAUUGAGUCUCAAAGAGAUGACGGAAUUCGUAUGCUUCAAGCACUCGUGAGAGCAGCUUCACCGAAUCCGCCAGGAGAAACUACUGCAGCAGCCGCUGUGUUGGCAAACUAUUUAACAAGCAAGGGUAUUCAUCACAAGCUGAUCUCUCCCAAGCAGGGUCAGCCAAAUAUUGUGAGCGAGUUCGAAGGCGGAAGCGGUCCGGGUCCGCGUGUCGUAUUGAAUGGGCAUAUGGAUGUCUUUCCCGUCGACCUCAGCGCUGGAGGUUGGCAGAGGGACCCGUGGUCUGGCGAUAUUGCGGACGGGCGCAUUCAUGGCCGGGGCGUUGUCGACAUGAAGAGCGGCACCGCUUCUAUGGUGAUAGCUUAUCAGCACCUCUAUGAACAAAGAAAGCAUCUCAAAGGCACUGUGGCUUUGUGCAUGGUUUCGGACGAGGAGACUGGUGGCGCAUGGGGAACUAGAUACCUCCUCCAGGAAGACAAGGCGAGAUGGGGUGGCGAUGUAAUGCUCACAGCCGAGCCCACGGGCAGGACGAUCCGAUUCUCCGAAAAGGGGACACUGAGAUUGACUGCCACCGUCAGGACCAAGGGAGGCCACGGCGCCUAUCCAAAUCUCAGCAAGGGGGCUAUUCGUACUGCUGCAAGCUUUCUAAGCGAAGUGACAGAAGCCGUAACAUCCAUGGAAGUCGACACUCUGCCCGACAUUGCACGCCAUUUGACUGACCCAGAGGUCUUGAAAGCUGUCGACCGGGCCAUGGGAGAAGGCACAUCUACCAUAAUCGCACGUCCAACUGUGAAUGUUGGUACCAUCAGGGGCGGCGUCAAGGUUAAUGUGAUUCCAGAACUUUGCACAUUCGAGCUGGAUAUCCGGCUACCUAUUGGGCUUACCGCCGAAGAAGUUUUGGAGCUCAUCCAUGCCCUUGCCCAGAACCACACCAAGGCCACGAUAGAAAUCGAGAAACAGGAUGCGGCAAGCAAUCCAAGCAGCUAUUCGACGAUAAGCCAUCCAAUAAUUGGACACCUUGCCCAUAAUGCAAAGCAAGUUAUCCCCGACUAUCCUGCAACUCUAAUUCCGUCAAUGGGUGCCACCGACUGCAAGCAUUAUCGCUAUGCUGGCAUCCCUGCCUAUGCCUACGGGUGUAGUCCAUUUAGCAUGGCUGCAGUCAACGAGUCCGCCUCAAUCAGCGAGUUUGUCCAGGUCACAAAGGUUCUGGCCGGGGCUGUAUGUGAUUUCCUAGCAUGA
Pestalotiopsis fici W106-1 is the source of this 1269-nucleotide messenger RNA. RefSeq lists its product as uncharacterized. Gene Ontology annotation, molecular function: hydrolase activity. The record is from RefSeq and is a predicted model, not a curated record. Lineage: Eukaryota; Fungi; Ascomycota; Sordariomycetes; Amphisphaeriales; Sporocadaceae. Bases 1 to 1269 code for a protein of 422 amino acids. The transcript is spliced from 3 exons.